AUGAAUAACUUAUCGGAUUCCAAAAAGGAACAUGCAGACCCUAAUAAUUCUUCCUCCAACUCCUCUAUACGGUCUGGAGUAAACUGGGGAUCUUUUAUUGAUACAGACGGAACCCCAACUACCGCAGUUUCCUCAAAUUAUGUCUCUGCUACAAGUUCCAUUAGUCUUCUGAAACCAACUCUUACUUCAUCUAUCCAUGAAUCUUUUCAACAGCGCCGUCUCUCGUCUAACUCAUCCAUACCCACUUCAUUCCCGCAAAACGAUUUGAAUGGAUCAUCAUCAUCUCCUCUUUUUUCAUCCAGCACCCCGCAAAUAUCUUCCAAAUCAAAUUGGCUUUUAAACCCCCCUGCUACUACAUUAUCUCCUGAAUUCCCCUCUGGAGUUCCAAGCACUGCUGGUAUCAAUUCAGAAUUUCCCCAUUCUUUCAGCUCCCUUACUCCACCUUUACUAAAAAAUACUAAUACCGUUGCUCCACCAACAAUACAAGAUCAUGCCAAAAUAUCAGAACUAGCAUCUAAAGGGCUUCCGAACAAUCACUCAUUAACACAUACUCGUAGUAGAUCAGAUCCUGACACAAUUGGAAAGCCCAGCAAGCUCAACAAAAUUAUGAAUAGUCUUUACAAAAAAGAGGUCCAUUCUUCACUUGCAGCCGGAGAAGCCAGUAUUGUUGUGCCCCAACCUACCCAUAACCCCUCUUCUGCUUAUGAAAGUCUUUCAUCUGUGGCACGGGCUGCCUCUUCUUCUCCAACAGGCAACAAACAAACCCCGGAAACAAAACCCGCGCCUCCAGAAUCUAAAAAGGAUCAACCAUCUUCAUCAUCUAUGACUGAUAAGCUAAUCGAUAAGCUGGUGGCUGCAGCCCUCCCUACGUCUUCUCUUAAUAUGGCAGAUGCUGAACGACGCGCAGUUUAUAUGAAAUCCAACCCAGCUUUUAGCAUCCCAGUAAUGGGCAGAAAUUUCAGCAAUAUGACGGCUAGAACAGGGGUUGUUUUUGAAGCUUAUUACUCAUUUCUUCGCAUUGCUACUUGGGAGUGCCCUAUGCAUACCAUUUCAAUCUUGGGGAUAUAUACCAUUGUGGUUUUGAACCCUCGCUUGAUUCCCACUUUACCAUUCAUUUUUAUUCUCGCAUACCUCAUGGUCCCAUCUUACGUUUACCGACAUCCGCCUGACCCAACAAUUAUUGAUCCUGAUCCAACUAUAGAAAGUAAGGUUUUAAGCGUUAUUUCACCCGCGGAUUAUUCUUUAUCAAAUCCAACUUAUAAUUCGCCCUCUAGUUCAUCUUCCAAUUCUGCAAGAGCAAAUUAUAUUACCCACAAUUCUACUGCAACAGAUGUCUUGAUCCACCACAACCCAAGUCCGGUUAUUGCACCAGGACCUCCUCUUGGAGAACCCAUAAUCCCCAAGCCUGUUCCCGAAAUUUCACGCGAGUUUUUCAUGAAUAUGGUGGAUACCCAAAAUGCAAUGGUUUUAUACAUUGAUGGCUUUGAUUCUGUUUUAGCGUUUUUAAAACGAUUUGCAUUUUUUGAUGGGGAUGAAACAACAUCCUGCUUGAUUUACAUUUUUUUAAUGGCAGGGGCCUUAUUUGCUUAUAUUUUCACACCAUUAAUUAUUAAAUAUACCCCAUGGAAAGUUGUUUUUCUCAUCAUUGGCUGGGGUGCUUCAAUUAGAAUGCAUCCUGGGUAUGACCAUAACAAGGUCAUUAAGCCAAUUAAGAAGAAAUUUAAAAAGACCAAAGAACAAGGCAAAAAGACAUUUAAAAAGGUGGUUAGCAAAAUCAAAAACCGACGCAGUGAUAGUGGAUCAUCAUUUUCUUUGGACAAUAUUUUUAGCGGACACAGUUCUAAGCAUGACUUGCCUUUAGAAGAUUCAGAAGAAAACUUGAACAAUAUUGAAAUUAAGCAUCCAGAAGACGUUGAUGAAUUAACAGAAGAUAUCAUAGAUUAUAGCGAUCUUGAUGAAGAUUCUGAAUCAGAAAUCGAAGAAGAACCACAGGAAAAGGUUCCUGAAGAACUCGGUAAUGAGACGUCUAAAUUGGUUCCUAAAAUCGAUGAUGGGCCCAAAAGUGUUUUUGAGCAGACACUUUUAUUUGGAAGACAUUUUGUUGUUAAAGCUCAGGAAAUUUUCUUAUCAUCUAAUUUACGGUUUUUGUUUCUCAACCCUAUUAGCAAUGAAUUUUGGACAGCUAUACAUACUACAGCUUAUGCUGAGUUCAACUCAAAAGAACCUCAUGAACAGAGAACUGUAGAGGUUUUCGAAAUUCAAUUUGCUCGAGGCCGAGCGCCCAUUAGCGAAGUUAAAACUGGAAAAAAACUUGAGGCAUCUAAGAAAAGAAUCAGAUACAGCAAUUGGGAACCGUCAUUGUAUUCCACUCAGUCAUGCCUUCCUCGUGUCAAAAUUUCCACCGUGUACACAUCUAAUUCGCAACAAGUUCAGCUUCAGCAAAUAUUGGCUACACUUAGUUCAUCUUCAUCAAACGAUUCUGAUAAGGCUGAAGAGGCUGAUGAGAAUGAAGACAAGCUUGAAGCAGAAGCAGCAGCUGCCAGUGCAGCAGCAGCAGCUGCCAGUGAUCCCUUUAUUCUUCCAGGACUUGUACAACUGAAUGAAGUUUUGGCCCCACCAUUUUGGCAAUUUAUUCCUGGGACUCAGUGGAAGCUUGAUAUGAAGGCUGUGGAAUGGGUUUCUGCUCGAGGUAUCAAGUUUGAAAAACUAGAAGCCGAUAGAACUUCGGAGGGAGAGGAAAGCGAAAUUAUAUACUCGGAGGAUGGGACAAUUGCAGUUGACGAUGAUGAAAAAUGGGUUUAUGAUCAGAUACCUAUUACUCUUGAAACCGAUGGUCUUCCUAAUAAUAAGAAUGCCAAAAAGGAUUCCAAAAAGAAACCGUCAAAGAAGUCUGACUCAAGUGCAGAUGGGAAGCCGACUGGAGGUUCUAAUGAAGAAGAAUCAAGCAAAUAUUUCUCUUGGCUGACAGAAUCUUCUUCACAGGUGGCUUCAACACCAAAGGCUAGUAAUGAGUGUAAUGUUAUAUGGUUGCGCCGUAGACGUUGGAUCCGCUCAUGUACUCGCCACACAGUUGUCCGCGAUGCUGCUAAAUAG
Molecule: messenger RNA, 3093 nt
Organism: Magnusiomyces paraingens
Lineage: Eukaryota; Fungi; Ascomycota; Dipodascomycetes; Dipodascales; Dipodascaceae
Exons: 1
Coding region: 1-3093 (1030 amino acids)
Biological process (GO): peroxisome organization
Cellular component (GO): peroxisomal membrane
Source: RefSeq, a predicted model, not a curated record